ACGACACUAGACCGAACAAGCAGGCCGGAUUGUCUCGAACUCUCGAUCAGCAGCAGACGACCACCAGUUCGUGUGCGGCCGUCGGAGUGUGAGGACCAGUCAUCGCGCUCAAGAUAUCUUGUGACUGACUUUUCGUUUUUUUGUUACUUUUAAAGCGUCGUUAUAAACCGCGAGUUUCAUUAUACAGUGGAGGAAUCACGAAGCCGUAUACACGUCGUAUAUUUUAUUUGUAGAGUAUCGUACUGACAUUUUUUUUCCUGUUUGCCGAUAACCGACCAAGCUGUAGCGUAUAUAAAUACAUUUCCACGAACAAGCAAUACAUUACGGGAAGGAUGCCUGAGAGUUGGGAAUACCCCCCGAAGCAGGGUCUCUACGACCCGUCCUUCGAAACUGCUGCCUGCGGCGUCGGGUUCAUCGUCAAUAUUGAUGGAGAAGCUUCUUCCAAGAUUAUCCGAGAUGCGGAGAAGUUGGCCUCCCGCAUGAAGCACCGAGGGGCCUGUUCUUGCGACAACGACACGGGAGAUGGCGCCGGCGUCCUGGUCGCCAUUCCCCACCAGUUCUACGCGGAGAAGCUCGGAGAGGAACAGGGGGUGGAGCUCCCCGAACCCGGCAAAUAUGCGACGGGCAUCUUCUACAUGGACAAGACCCACCACGAGGAGUCUGAGCAGAUGUUUUCUGACCUGGCUUCGUCUCAUGGCCUCGAGGUCAUCUGCUGGCGUACCAUUCCGACGGACCGCGCCAGCAUCGGCGAAGUGGCCCGUGGAACGGAACCACUUAUGCGUCAAGUGUUUGUCAAGGUCCCUCGAGAGGCGGAGGAGGAGGACUACGAUAGCCUGGCUUUUUCUAAGAAGGUGUGGGUAUUAAGGAAGCAGGCGACCCAUAAGCUUGUCCGUCCUGGAUGUAGAUUCUACAUAUGCUCUCUCUCCACGACUACUGUCGUUUACAAAGGACAGCUGACUUCUGACCAACUUUGGACUUACUUUAAGGAUUUGAUGGAUCCUAAGUUUUCAACUUACUUGGCUCUUGUCCACACGAGAUUUUCCACCAACACUUUUCCGUCUUGGGAAAGAGCUCACCCUUUAAGGUUGAUGGCUCACAAUGGUGAAAUCAACACUCUGCGAGGAAACGUGAACUUUAUGAAAGCACGAGAAGGAGUGAUGUUUAGUUCUGAAUUUGGAGAUAACCUCUCUUCUCUGUACCCUGUAGUAGAGCCAAAUCUCUCAGAUUCUGGAGCAGUUGACUGCUGCUUAGAAUUUUUGGUGAUGGCUGGAGGUCGAUCUUUGCCAGAGGCAAUAAUGACCAUGGUUCCUGAGGCAUGGCAGAAUGAUGAAUUCAUGAACUCAGAGAAGAAGGACUUUUACCGAUGGGCAGCUUGUGCAAUGGAACCAUGGGAUGGCCCUGCUCUUAUGACCUUCACUGAUGGUCGCUACAUAGGUGCCAUUUUGGAUCGGAAUGGACUGCGACCCUCUCGCUAUUACGUCACCAAAGAUCGAAUGCUGGUUAUGGCGUCUGAAGUGGGCGUUUAUGACACAGAGCCUGAGAAUAUUCUGCAGAAGGGCCGCUUAAAACCUGGCCGAAUGUUGCUGGUGGAUACUGUCGAAAAAUUAGUCACUCGUGAUGAGGAACUGAAGCUUCAGAUUGCAAGAUCUCGACCACAUGGCGAUUGGAUUCAGGAACAGUUUACUUUGAAAGAUUUGUAUGCUGCCCAUGAGGGUGAACUAAGCCCUGAAAUGCCCAUUACCAAUGGAUAUGUAAAUGGCAUUGUAAGUAGUGAUGAAAAUGCUGCCUUAAUGAGGACAUUUGGAGGAGAUCGUCGUUUGCCCAUGUUCGGGUACACCAUUGAAACCCUGAAUAUGCUGUUGCUGCCAAUGGUGACUACUCAAAAGGAAGCUUUGGGCUCCAUGGGUAAUGAUGCACCUCUGGCAUGCCUUUCAAAUUUCCAGCCACUUCUGUAUGACUAUUUUAAGCAGCUGUUUGCUCAAGUCACUAAUCCACCAAUUGACCCUUUCCGUGAGAAGAUUGUGAUGUCUCUUGCAUGUCCUAUUGGUCCAGAGGCUAACAUCCUAGAACCAAGUGCUCUUCAGUGUCACCGUCUCUUCCUGCCAAAUCCAAUACUUUCCCUGCAAGAUUUAGAGGUGAUCAAAGCUACAAAUCAUAGAGGUUGGAGGACUCGGGUGAUUGACAUCACAUAUCCAGUAUCGGAAGGAGUGCAAGGACUUGUGCCAGCUUUAGAUCGCAUUGCUUCAGAGGCAUGUGAAGCAGCCAAGAAUGGAUACCAGCUUUUAGUUCUCUCUGAUCGUCAGGCUGGACCAGAUAGGCUGCCUGUGAGCAUUCUGAUGGCCCUUGGCUGCACACACCAUUAUUUAAUUGACGAACGACAGCGCAUGAAAGUAGGCCUCCUCCUUGAAACAGGUGAAGCUAGAGAAGUUCAUCACAUGUGUGUCCUCCUUGGCUAUGGUGCAGACGCAAUAUGCCCUUAUUUGGUAUUUGAAACUAUGAGCACACUACGGUCAGAAGGUGUCUUAAGCGCCAAUCUUACAGAUCAAGAGAUUUUCCAAAACUACAUUGCAGCCAUGGAGAGGGGUUUGUCAAAAGUAAUGGCUAAGAUGGGCAUUUCAACCCUUCAGUCGUACAAAGGAGCACAAAUAUUUGAGGCUGUUGGCAUUGCAGAAGAAAUAAUUAACAAAUGCUUCAAGGGCACAGCUUCCCGUAUUGGAGGAGUAACGUUUGAUAUUGCUGGUAAUGAAAUUAUCGAUCGUCAUGCACUUUCAUAUGGUGAUCGGGAAUGUGAUACGCUAAUUUUGCGAAACCCUGGCUUCUAUCAUUGGCGUAGUGGUGGUGAAAAGCACAUCAAUGAUCCUGUAUCUAUAGCAAAUCUGCAGGAUGCUGCUCGCAGCAAUAAUAAGUCUCAGUAUGAUAAAUUCAAAGAAUCUACCAUUGAAAGUGUCAAGGACUGCACACUCCGUGGCCAGUUGGAAUUUGUCACUUUAGAUAAAUCAAUUGACAUAUCUGAGGUGGAAUCUGCAGCAGAAAUCGUUAAACGGUUUGCAACAGGAGCCAUGAGUUUUGGUUCCAUAUCAAUUGAAGCUCAUACCACACUUGCUAUUGCCAUGAACAGAGUAGGUGGAAAGUCUAAUACUGGUGAAGGAGGAGAGAAUGCUGAUCGUUACAUUAACCAGGACCCUGAAAACAACAAACGUUCUGCAAUCAAACAGGUAGCAUCUGGUCGAUUUGGUGUUACAGCAUCCUACUUGGCAAAUGCUGAUGAACUGCAAAUUAAAAUGGCACAGGGUGCCAAGCCAGGAGAAGGUGGUGAAUUACCAGGCUAUAAGGUCUCUGAAGAUAUUGCCAAAACAAGACAUUCAGUUCCUGGUGUGGGUCUUAUUUCACCACCACCUCACCAUGACAUCUACAGUAUUGAGGAUCUGGCUGAACUUAUAUAUGACCUUAAAUGUUCAAAUCCAUCGGCAAGAAUUUCAGUGAAACUGGUGUCGGAAGUUGGAGUAGGUGUAGUUGCCUCAGGAGUGGCAAAGGGCAAGGCUGAGCACAUUACCAUCUCUGGUCAUGAUGGUGGUACUGGUGCAAGUAGCUGGACUGGAAUAAAAAGUGCAGGUCUUCCUUGGGAACUUGGUAUUUCUGAAACCCACCAGACACUUGUUUUGAACAAUCUCAGGUCCCGCGUGGUUUUACAAGCAGAUGGACAGAUUCGUUGUGGCUUUGAUGUGGUUGUUGCUGCUCUUUUGGGAGCUGAUGAAUUUGGGUUCAGCACAGCCCCACUUAUUGUCAUGGGAUGUACAAUGAUGCGUAAAUGUCAUCUCAACACUUGCCCUGUUGGUAUUGCUACUCAAGAUCCUAUUCUCAGGAAGAAGUUUGAAGGCAAACCUGAGCAUGUUGUGAACUACCUAUUCAUGUUAGCAGAAGAGGUUCGUGAGCACAUGGCAUCCAUGGGCAUUCGCAAAUUCCAGGAUAUGGUUGGUCGCACAGACCUCCUAAAGAUGCGGGAGUCUUGCAGCUCAAAAGCCAAGCUGUUGGAUUUCUCAAAUAUUUUGAAGAACGCUCUCCACAUGAGACCUGGAAUAAAUACAGUUGGAGGAUCAGUGGGUCAGGACUUUGGCCUUGAGAAUCAUCUUGACCAAGAAUUGUUGGCUGAGGCUAUGCCAGUGUUUGAUGGAUCUACUGAUUCUGUGACCAUUAAUAAAACCAUUCACAACGAAGUUAGAACAUUUGGGGCUACUCUUUCGCACCAUAUUGCAAAGAAAUUUGGUGAAGAUGGACUUCCAGAAAACAGCAUUGUCAUAAAUCUGUAUGGUUCUGCUGGACAAAGUUUCUGUGCCUUCCUGGCCAAAGGUGUUAAAGUUAUUCUCGAAGGAGAUGCUAAUGAUUAUGUGGGCAAAGGCCUGUCUGGAGGUGAGGUGGUGAUCUACCCACAGAAAAAUAUGCCCGAAGAGUUCAAAACUGAAGAAAAUAUUAUUGUGGGUAAUGUAUGCUUGUAUGGUGCUACAUCAGGCUCUGCAUUCUUCAGGGGUAUCGCAGCAGAGAGGUUUUGCGUUCGAAACUCAGGAGCUGUGGCUGUUGUAGAAGGAGUUGGUGACCAUGGUUGUGAGUACAUGACUGGUGGAAUUGUUCUUAUCUUAGGUCCUACUGGACGAAACUUUGCUGCUGGCAUGUCUGGUGGAAUUGCCUACGUUCUUGAUCCUGAAAAUGUAUUCCCAAGUAACUGCAACAAGCAGACUGUAGAACUUCUUCCACUUGAAGAAGCAGAUGACUUGCAGAUGGUAGAAUCUCUUUUACGGAAGUACCAGGAAAGAACAGGGUCUCAGGUGGCUGAAAAUAUGUUGUCAGACUGGCCAGCUCAAGCCAGUAAAUUUGUUAAGGUGUUCCCAUAUGAAUACCAAAGAGCUUUGAAACAACUGAAGGAAGCCGAAAUGAGUACAGAAACUGUGAAUGAGAAGCCUAAAGUUGAAGCCAAGUCUGAGCCAGCUGUUUGUGACAUUGAAGAUUCCAUUACAGAUGCUACAAUGGAGAAAAAGAGACUAGAGAAAAUACUUGACAAGACCAGAGGCUUUGUCAAGUACAAGCGUGAAACGGCCAUGUAUCGAUCCCCUGAAAAACGGCAGAAAGACUGGGAUGAAAUUUACAACUUUGAUGGAGUACGCCGUGGCCUCAGAGUUCAGGCAGCUAGGUGUAUGGAUUGCGGAGUCCCUUUCUGUCAGUCAUCUCAUGGUUGUCCACUUGGUAAUAUCAUACCCAAAUGGAAUGAUCUCAUCUUUAAUAACAUGUGGAAAGAGGCUCUGAAUCAGUUACUUCAAACUAAUAAUUUCCCAGAAUUCACUGGUCGUGUAUGUCCUGCUCCAUGUGAGGGUGCGUGUGUCUUGGGUAUCAACGAGCUGCCAGUGACUAUCAAGAAUAUUGAGUGUUCCAUAAUUGACCAUGCAUUUGAGCAGGGUUGGAUUAAACCUGAACCCCCGACAACAAGAACCGGAAAGAAGGUGGCUGUUGUAGGCUCUGGACCAGCUGGAUUGGCUGCUGCUCAUCAGUUGAAUAAGGCUGGUCAUUUGGUAACGGUCUUUGAAAGAAAUGAUCGUAUAGGUGGCUUGCUCCAGUAUGGCAUUCCUACAAUGAAACUAAGCAAGGAAGUGGUACAGCGUCGUGUGGAAUUGAUGAAAGAGGAGGGUAUUGUUUUCAAAACAAAUGUAAAUGUUGGAAAAGACAUUUCUGCUAAGGAUCUACAAGAAGAGUUUGAUGCAGUUCUCUUAUGUCUGGGUGCAACGUGGCCUAGAGAUUUGCCAAUUCCAAAUCGUCAGCUAGAAGGUAUACAUUUUGCUAUGGCAUUCCUGGAAACAUGGCAAAAGAAGCAGAUGGGAAAUUCAAUUGACCAUACAGCACUUAAUGCAAAGGAUAAGGAUGUUGUUGUUAUUGGUGGUGGUGACACAGGAUGCGACUGCAUUGGUACUUCACUGAGACAUGGAGCAAAGUCCAUCACCACCUUUGAGAUCUUGCCUCAGCCUCCACCUUCACGUGGUAAAGAUAAUCCAUGGCCUACAUAUCCCAGAGUAUUUAAGGUUGAUUAUGGCCACGAUGAAGUUAAAGUAAAGUUUGGACGUGAUCCAAGAGAAUAUAGCACACUCACAAAGGAAUUCUUGGAUGAUGGAAAUGGUAACGUUGCUGGCGUUAAAGCUGUGAAGGUCGAAUGGACAAAGGAUGAAUGUGGUCGGUGGAAGAUGAAUGAAGUUGAAGGUUCAGAACAGGUGUACAAGGCUGAUUUGGUAUUACUGGCAAUGGGCUUCCUUGGUCCUGAGAAGUAUAUUAUCAAUGAACUUGAAUUGGAGCAAGAUCCUCGUUCUAAUAUUUCGACCCCUCCAGGCAAAUAUUCAACAAGUGUGGACAAAUUCUUUGCUGCUGGAGAUUGCAGGAGAGGCCAGUCCCUUGUCGUAUGGGCUAUAAAUGAAGGACGACAAGCUGCACGUGAAGUAGAUGCUUAUCUUAUGAAUACUUCAGUUUUGCCUAUGGUAGGCGGUGUUGUCCAAAUAACUCAGAAAGGUUAAAGUUGAAACUAAACUGGAACUGAGUAUAUAGACACUUAAUGAUAAAUACCAUAGCUGGAAAGAGGAUUCUAAUAAAAUGGGAAUAGGCUUGACUUGAUGCGUUUGGUCAUGACCCAUUUUGUUGAACAUCUCUUAGAGAUGUAGGUACAUACUGUGCAAUUGUUACCUUACAUAUCGUGAAAAUAUAGCUUUAAUUUAAUUAAAAGUUGUAUACUGUACUUGUAAAAGUGUAGUCCGUAAGUAUAGAGUGGAAUAUAUAUGAAUGGGUAACCUGACAUAUUGUUACUUUAUGGAGUUUGUAUUUUUUGUAGUGCUGUGCCAAUUGUAACUAGAUUUAGAAAACAGGAAAUACAGUUUUUCAACUGAUUAAUUUCUUAUGUUUAUAAUUAAAAUUAUCCAUUUAAAUACUAUAAUGUAUUCCAACUGCUAUUUGUUAAUAAUUGUAAAUAGAAUAAAUGUUUAAUAUUUUUAAUUUCUGUAUAAGAAAGGUUUGUUGCAUGUUUCAGUAAUUUCAAUGGAGGAGUAUUUUAAGUGUUAUGUAUAAUGUUGGAAUGGCAUUGCCUUUUACAUGGGAAGGAAACUCCUUACCAAUUUUAGUUAUCAGAAAAGGUGCUGUAGUGUGGCAACGACUUUAAAUUUAUCCAACGCACAAUGAUUUUUUAAAAUCUUAUGUAUAAUUGGAAUCAUUUCAGUUAUAUGAAAACUAGUUUUGCACAAUAUUUUUUAAAUUAGUAGUACAGUGAUUAUCUCUAUAUAAACCAAGGCCAUAGGGUAAAUGGUCAUUACUUAUAAAAAAGUUUUAUAGCAAUUGGCAUUCAGAGAAAAGUUAUCAGUGAUGACUGAUAAGAUCAAUCUGCUCUAGUUCAUUUUAUCCUCCAUUUUUAUUGUAGGGUGAUCAGUUUUUCUUUUUUCUUUUUUUAUAUAUGUUAUUGUAGGGUGAUUAUGUCCAAAUAAAAACAUUCCAAGUAUGUGUACUGUUCAGCACACAGUGAAUAUAUAUAUUUGACAAGUAAUUUAUUUUUUGUUACGGUUAUUUCUUAUGAAUGCCGUUUGUAACGUCCAAAAAAAAUUUUUUUAAAUUAAAAAUUAAAUGUUAUUUAAUGAUAAAAUUCAAAUCAUAGCCUAAAUAAAUAUUAGUUAAUGGCACAAUAAUAUUAAUACAAUGUAGUACAGACAUACUGAAUUUGAUCCCUAUUUCCAUAAGUAUAGUAUUCGGUACUAAGGUGUACUGUAAUUAUCUUAGGUCACAGGUACCAUCCACUUCAUUAAUUUCUUUAAAACUUACAGAUCAAAGAACAGUUUCCUAAAAGAGUUGCAAAUUUACAUGUAUAUGAAUUUUAACUUGCUUUGCCAAGAGUUUUCAAAGUUUCUUUCUCAGCUCAUUUCUUCUCAACUGAAUUGCUGCCUGCAACUCAAACAACUGCUUGUGAUAGUGAUGCCUGGUUAAUGUGAAACUUGGUCUUCCAUAGUUAAUGCUAGAUACUAUAUCUCUCUGUACUAUUAUGUAAUAUACUGUAUAGCCUAAGAAUCUGAAGUUCUUGGUAUUCUUCUGUUUAUGUGGAUUAUCAUGCAUUUUGUAUGUACAUCUGUGGUUAGACUGUAUGGUUUACAGACCAAAGUUUUUGGUGCAGCAUGUUAUUGCAGGAGGUAUAUCUUGAACUGAAAAUACUCUCAAUGGGCAACAUACGGUUUGCCCUUCCUUGGAAAUGUAUAAUAGUAAAUUCAAUUUGUAGUCUUGCCUGCAUAGUUUCAUGUACUACAUGUACAUUUUACCGAGGGUAUGUAUACAUAGUUCGUACGAAACAGAUCCGUUUAAAGUGCUUGCUUAGUUAGCCUUUAAUUUAAUUAAAUAAAAUCUGUGUACAUAGCUA
Molecule: messenger RNA, 8416 nt
Organism: Macrobrachium nipponense
Lineage: Eukaryota; Metazoa; Arthropoda; Malacostraca; Decapoda; Palaemonidae
Exons: 40
Coding region: 333-6545 (2070 amino acids)
Molecular function (GO): glutamate synthase (NADH) activity; iron-sulfur cluster binding; iron ion binding
Source: RefSeq, a predicted model, not a curated record